Molecule: messenger RNA, 3923 nt
Organism: Camelina sativa (false flax)
Lineage: Eukaryota; Viridiplantae; Streptophyta; Magnoliopsida; Brassicales; Brassicaceae
Biological process (GO): protein export from nucleus
Cellular component (GO): cytoplasm; nuclear pore
Molecular function (GO): nuclear export signal receptor activity
Source: RefSeq, a predicted model, not a curated record
CUCCAAAAUAGCCCACAGCAGCAGCGAACACGCCCUUCUAAAAACACCGUUUCAAUCUCUCCGGCUCUCUCUCACCAUCGGAUCCCUUUCUCCGCCAUUUUACUCUUUUGCUCAACGCCGCCACUUUCCUUCUCCGAUCGAAUCUUCAUCUUCCUUCUUCUUCGCCGCACUUUCCAAUCAAACUAGACCAGAUUUUUUCUACUUUGGAAAGCGAGGAGACUGUUGGUUUUUCCGUCUGCCGGAAUCGGCGCUUCCGGGAGAAGAUGUUAGGGUUUCCUAAUGGAAGCGGUGGCGGUGGAGUUGGACCUGAGGAUUUAGCUCAACUCCAAUCUACCAUGCGCGCUAUUGAACUUGCUUGCUCUUACAUUCAGAUUAAUAGUAAUCCAGUUGCUGCUGAGGCAACCAUUUUGUCUCUUCACCAGUCCCCACAGCCGUAUAAGGCGUGUAGAUAUAUUCUUGAAAAUUCUCAGGUAGCAAAUGCUAGGUUUCAAGCUGCUGCAGCUAUUCGAGAAGCAGCUAUUAGGGAAUGGAGUUUUCUUGCCACUGAUGAUAAAGGGGGUUUGAUUAGCUUCUGCCUUGGCUAUGUCAUGCAGCAUGCUAAUUCAUCCGAGGGAUAUGUGCUUUCAAAAGUGUCUUCUGUGGCUGCACAGCUGAUGAAAAGAGGCUGGCUUGAGUUUACUCCAGCCGAGAAGGAAGUAUUUUUCUACCAGAUCAACCAGGCUAUUCUUGGUUCUCGUGGCUUAGAUGUGCAGUUCAUCGGUAUAAAUUUUCUUGAAUCAUUGGUAUCUGAAUUCUCACCCUCUACUUCAAGUGCCAUGGGUCUCCCUAGAGAAUUUCAUGAAAAUUGUCGCAAGUCACUAGAGCAAAACUUUUUGAAGACUUUCUAUCAGUGGGCAAAAGAUGCUGCUUUGAGUGUUACAAACAAGAUUAUCGAAUCACAUUCUAGUGUCCCUGAGGUUAAGGUUUGCAAUGCUACACUGCGACUAAUGUAUCAAAUACUGAAUUGGGAGUUUCGUUACAGCAAAGGUGGUGGCACAAGGGCCAGUAUUAAUGUAUUCUCUGACGGAAUUAGAGUUGAUAAUGCAUUUGCAAAAAAGACAGAAUGUGUAAUAGUUCAGCCUGGAGCCUCGUGGUGUGAUGUUUUGCUUUCAAGCUCACAUGUUGGAUGGCUGAUCAAUUUAUAUUCGUCGGUGAGGCAGAAGUUUGAUCUUGAAGGCUAUUGGCUAGAUUGUCCUGUUGCAGUCUCUGCUCGGAAACUUAUUGUACAAUUGUGCUCCUUGGCUGGGGAAAUAUUUCCAUCCAACAAUGCGCAGAUGCGAGAGCAGCAUCUGCUCCUCCUGCUGUCGGGGGUGUUGCCAUGGAUUGAUCCUCCUGAUGUCAUUUCAAAGGAAAUUGAAGAAGGAAGGAGUGGAAGUGAGAUGAUUGAUGGUUGUCGCGCAUUGUUAUCUAUCGGGACUGUUACUACUCCUGUUGUCUUUGACCAACUCUUGCGAUCAUUAAGGCCCUUUGGCACUCUUACACUCUUAUCUAUGUUAAUGGGUGAAGUUGUCAAAGUACUAAUGGCAAAUAGUACUGAUGAAGAGACCUGGAGCUAUGAGGCACGCGAUAUCUUGCUAGAUACCUGGACCACACUCCUUGCUUCAAUGGAUGGUUCUGGGGGUAAUGCCUGGCUACCACCUGAGGGGAUGCAUGCUGCAGCUAGUCUCUUUUCAUUGAUUGUGGAAUCUGAACUUAAAGUGGCAUCUGCGUCAGCUACUACUGAAGAUGAUGCUGACUGCCUGGCUUCUGUAUCUGCCAUGGACGAGAGACUAGGCUCUUAUGCUCUCAUUGCAAGGGCAGCAGUCGAUGCUACAAUUCCAUUUUUAGCAAAACUUUUCUCUGAUCGUGUUGCACGCCUCCAUCAGGGCAGGGGCACUGUUGAUCCGACUGAAACUUUGGAAGAGGCCUACUCUUUGCUGCUAAUAAUCGGUCAUGUACUUGCAGAUGAAGGGGAAGGGGAGACUGCCCUGGUUCCUGAUGCUUUGCAAUCUCAUUUUGUGGAUGUUGUUGAGGCAAAUAACCACCCUGUCGUGGUACUCUCAAGCUCGAUAAUAAAAUUCGCCGAGCAAUGUUUGGAUGCAGAAAUGAGAUCAUCGAUCUUUAGUCCUCGGCUAAUGGAGGCAGUCAUAUGGUUCCUUGCAAGAUGGUCUUUCACAUACCUGAUGCUCGUUGAAGAUUGCAAUUUGGGUAGCAACCAGCUUCAGUCUCUCCCUUCCCGAGCAUGCUUAUUCACGUUUUUCAACGAACACAAUCAGGGGAAGUUUGUCCUUGAUAUAAUAGUCCGGAUCUCCUUGACAUCGCUCAUGUCUUACCCUGGUGAAAAGGACUUGCAGGAGUUGACAUGUUUUCAGUUACUGCAUGCACUUGUUCGACGAAGAAAUAUCUGUUUUCACCUUCUAUCACUGGACUCCUGGCGUAACUUGGCAAAUGCUUUUGCAAAUGACAAAUCAUUGUUUUUGCUAAACAGUGUUAGUCAGCGUUCAUUGGCUCAAACGCUUGUUCUUUCUGCUUAUGGAAUGCAAAGUUCAGACGCAUCAAACCAAUAUGUGAAGGACCUCAUGGCUCAUAUGACAUCAUCUUUAGUGGACUUGACCAAUAACAGUGACCUCAAAAAUUUGGCUCAACAACCUGAUAUUAUAAUGCUGGUGAGUUGUGUGUUAGAGCGGCUUCGAGGAGCUGCAAGUGCCACUGAACCCCGGACACAGAGAGCAAUAUAUGAGAUGGGAUUAUCUGUCAUGAAUCCUGUACUUCGUCUUCUCGAGGUUUACAAACAUGAGUCUGCAGUAAUUUAUCUUCUUCUUAAAUUUGUCGUGGAUUGGGUGGAUGGGCAAUUAUCUUACCUAGAGGCUCAUGAAACAGCCGUGGUUAUUAAUUUCUGCAUGAGUCUUCUACAAAUAUAUUCGUCUCACAAUAUUGGGAAGAUAUCAUUGUCUCUCUCGAGUACCUUGCUUAACGAAGCGAAAACCGAAAAGUACAAGGAUUUACGCGCUCUGCUUCAGCUACUUUCCCAUCUGUGCUCGAAAGAUAUGGUUGAUUUUUCAUCUGACAGUAUUGAGACACAAAGCACAAAUAUAUCCCAGGUGGUGUACUUUGGUCUGCAUAUAAUCACUCCACUUAUAACUUUGGAACUCCUCAAAUACCCUAAGCUUUGUUUCGACUAUUUCUCGCUCAUUUCACAUAUGCUUGAGGUUUACCCCGAGACGCUCGCACAACUCAAUAAUGACGCAUUUAGCCAUGUACUUACAACAGUUGACUUUGGUCUUCAUCAGCAGGAUGUAGAUAUAGUUACAAUGUGCCUGAGAGCUCUAAAGGCUCUUGCUUCAUAUCACUACAAAGAGAAAAAUGCUGGCAACUCGGGUUUGGGUUCACACGCUGCUGGACACACAGAUCCAAAUGGAGUAUUCCAUGAAGGAAUACUGAGUCGAUUCCUUCGUACUUUGCUUCACUUCCUUCUUUUUGAAGAUUACAGUACCGACCUAGUCAGCACAGCAGCAGAUGCCUUGUUCCCUCUUAUUCUCUGUGAACCAAACCUUUACCAGGGAUUGGGAAACGAACUGAUUGAGAAGCAGGCGAAUCCAAACUUUAAAACUAGGCUAGCAAACGCACUUCAGGUGCUCACAACGUCAAACCAGCUAUCCUCAUCAUUGGACCGUCUCAACUACCAAAGAUUCAGAAAGAACCUCAACAACUUCCUUGUCGAAGUUCGUGGGUUUCUGAAAACUAGGUGACCGAGUUUUAGAACUUAUUUACUUUUUUCUUUUGGUAGAAGUGGCUUUUCCGUUUGUAACAAUUCAAUUUUACUUUAACUAAAUGCAAGCAAACCCAUAAUUAUUAGACAAAAAUGAAUAUGCUUUAUUAAUGAAAAUAGAUGAUCUUUUAAGCUA